UACAGAUUUAAGGAGUCUACGUAGGCUGCUACAUGAUAAGGGAAUGUGUUGUCUCAGGACUGACUCCUUCUGGAGACCUGCUGCUUCAGCCCAACAUCUCUGUGUCCUCCUCCAUGGACGGGGUCUCCGAGGCCCAGCAGCAGGGGUUCCAGGUAUUCAGGGGCUCCACCUUCAACAUCAGCUGCUUCAUCCAGCCACAGUACCCAGGAGGCUCCUUCCAACUCACCUUCACCUCCUCCAACUCAACACACAACUGCACCCAGCCAGCUGUCAAUCACUCUGCACACUUCCUGUUUCCUGCUGCAGAGCCCGCCCACCAAGGAACAUACAGCUGUGUUUAUCGCCUCUAUGUUUUCUCUCAUAACUUCUCCUCUGAGAGCCGUCCGCUCUCUCUCACCGUCUCAGACCUGCUGCUUCAGCCCAACAUCUCUGUGUCCUCCUCCAUGAACGGGGUCUCCGAGGCCCAGCAGCAGGGGUUCCAGGUAUUCAGGGGCUCCACCUUCAACAUCAGCUGCUCCAUCCAGCCACAGUACCCAGGAGGCUCCUUCCAACUCACCUUCACCUCCUCCAACUCAACACACAACUCCACCCAGCCAGCUGUCAAUCACUCUGCCCACUUCCUGUUUCCUGCUGCAGAGCCCUCCCACCAAGGAACAUACAGCUGUGUUUAUCACCUCUAUGUUUUCUCUCAUAACUUCUCCUCUGGGAGCCGUCUGCUCUCUCUUACCAUCUCAGAUCCAUCAUCAGAUCCAUCAGAUCCAUCAGAUCCACCAGAUCCAUCAGAUCCACCAGAUCCAUCAUCAGAUCCAUCAGAUCCAUCAGAUCCAUCAUCAGAUCCAUCAUCAGAUCCAUCAGAUCCAUCAUCAGAUCCACCAGAUCCAUCAUCAGAUCCAUCCAUCAUCAGAUCCAUCAUCAGAUCCAUCAGAUCCAUAUGA
Messenger RNA from Perca flavescens (yellow perch), 935 nucleotides. Its product is annotated as leukocyte immunoglobulin-like receptor subfamily B member 5. The record is from RefSeq and is a predicted model, not a curated record. The transcript has 5 exons. The coding region runs from base 33 to 935 and encodes 300 amino acids. Lineage: Eukaryota; Metazoa; Chordata; Actinopteri; Perciformes; Percidae. Gene Ontology annotation, biological process: immune response-regulating signaling pathway.